AUGUCCAGUUAUGUUUGUGGCAACUACUAUUUUGAAUUUUUCAAGGACUUUUCGAUUCUUAAAUACCUCUGCGCGGAGUUUGUUUUCUCCACUAUCCUGAUGCAUGCAGCAAUCGGUGCUGUGGCCCUGCUGGUCGUCCUCGGAGUCAUCAUCUAUCAGGAGCACGAACUGGCCCAGUUUGCCAAACGCCUUGCCUUAGGUGGACGUUUCGCCGGUUCCGACCGGUAG
Messenger RNA from Dibothriocephalus latus, 228 nucleotides. Lineage: Eukaryota; Metazoa; Platyhelminthes; Cestoda; Diphyllobothriidea; Diphyllobothriidae. The record is from the annotation of a GenBank genome assembly.